AUGGAUCCAGCUCAGUUGGUGGAGGCACCGUCAGGUAAUACCGCAGGGACCGACAAUCCGCACAACGGUCCUGCGAAACGCCGAUGGAGGCGUAACCGCAUCGCCUGCGACUCCUGCCACGCUCGUCGGGUGCGAUGUGACCGCGCCUUUCCCUGUUCCCGCUGCCUGCGCAGUGAUAUCCACUGCGAGUUCACUCGAGAGCGUCGCAAACGAGGUCGCAUCGCUCGCUCCCGCCAGACGGACCCUCCAGCCGCCCCCGCCCUCGCUGCGACCACCCCACUGCCGAAUGCCUCUCCGUCGUCCAGCUUCCACCACCGUUCCCCGGUGACAAAUGACCAUACCACAUCUGCUCUGAGUAUCGACGAGCGGCGGUCACAAGCCAACGUCUCAGCACAGCCUCGGAGAUCCAGUCCCGGGCCUGGAACCAAUGUGACGGAGGAAUGGCUGUCAGCUGCGCACGUAUCACCGGGCUCCUAUGAUAUCUUGGGGGGUGCAGGUGCUGGGGUGGAUGAUGGUCCCUUUCCGUGUAUGUUUGAUAUGUGGAACGGAGUCGACCUGGCCGGUCAUAAUGGGGCGACACGGCAGGCAAGGAACACAAUGGGCCUAACCUCGGGCGUGUCGUCCACAACUCUGAAGUAUCCCGCGCUGGAACCCCUAAUGCCUUUCCUGGAUGCGAACAUACCUCGGCCGCUGGUGUUCGACCUGUUGGAGUUGUACUUCACCAGCGCCUUCUCCACUCAUAUGCACCCCGUGUGUCACCACAUCCACUGUUAUAUCCUCCGUAAAUCGUCCUUCUUACGUCGGGAUUUCCCUCGUCCCAGCAGCCCUGCUCUGCUGGCCAGUAUGCUCUGGGUGGCGGCUCUUGAUAACCAUGCCUUUGCACUACCCAUCUCUCCGCCCCAGCGGAAAAAGAUUUGCCAGUUUCUCUGUGCGCUGACCAUUCGUUUGCUGCGGCCGUUAAUCCACGUUUCGUUCAAGGAGCAGAAACGUUCUGCGGCGAAUGACUCAACUUGUGCUCCUGUGGGUCAGGAAUUACCCCCGACCACCACCCAUCAUCCCUUUGAAGGUGAGGGGGACGAUCGAGGCUUGGUGGGCCCCGUCGGCUCUCUGGAUGAUGUAAUCACAUACAUCCAUGUCGCCUCGAUCAUCUCGGCCAGUGAGCAAAAGGCGGCCAGUAUGCGAUGGUGGCAUGCCGCGUUUACACUGGCGCGUGAACUCAAAUUGAAUCAGGAAAUUGAGGUGAUGCCCAACGCCAACAACCCUACGGAAGAAUCGAGCCCAUCCUUUGAGUAUUCUCUACCAGGUUGGAAUGGGGUGGAUACGGGGUCUUUGUUCGAUUAUUCCAACCCAACUCGACCGAGCCUCAAUUGCGUUUGCGAGCGUGGCCGUGAUGCACAGAGCACUAUCACCGAAGAACAUCGGGAGGAGCGGCGCCGGGCAUGGUGGCUGCUGUAUAUCAUGGACCGCCAUCUCGCCCUAUGUUACAACCGGCCACUGGCCUUGUUGGAUGCCGAGAGCGAGGAUCUUCUGCUGCCGCUGGACGAAGGCUCGUGGCAGUCCGGCAACGUCCAUAGCAACAGCCCCAAACCCGACGGGCCCCAGUGUCCACUCUCGGGUGACAAGAACAAACGCCGCAUAUUCCCGAACUUCAUCUGCCACGACCACUCCAUCUUUGGCUUUUUCUUGCCGCUGAUGACCAUAACUGGUGAACUGAUUGAUCUCAACCAGAGCCGCAACCAUCCUAUCCUCGGUUUGCGUUUGCUGGGAAAGGAUGUCUGGGAGACCCAGGUCAGUGAAGUCUUGCGCCAACUCGAAAUUUACAAGGCCAGUCUUACCACUUUUGGGGCCGCCACGUCUGACUCGGAGCCAUCGUUGUCGUCCACUUUCACUCCAUCCCAGCCGGACCCGCCGCCAGUGGUCGAACCCAGCCUCUCUCAGGCAAACUCCUGGCACACGCAAACUGUCAUCUCGUAUGCUUCCUAUCUCGUGCACGUUCUCCAUAUUCUGCUCGUGGGUAAAUGGGAUCCCGUAUCCCUCAUCGAAGAUAAGGACUUCUGGACCUCUUCUCCAGCCUUCGCCUCCACCAUCUCGCAUGCGCUAGACGCAGCCGACUCUGUCCACCAGAUCCUGCGCUUUGACCCUGACAUCAGUUUCAUACCGUAUUUCUUCGGCAUCCAGCUUCUGCAAGGCAGCUUUCUCCUGCUCUUGAUCGUCGAACGGCUGCAGAAGGAAGCCGGCGAGGGCAUCCUGAACGCCUGCGAAGUGAUGAUUCGCGCCACCGAAUCGUGCGUCGUCACCCUCAACACCGAAUACCAGCGUAAUUUCCGCCAGGUCAUGCGCAGUGCCGUGGCUCAGGCACGCGGACGACCCGUUAACCACAGCGAGAUCCGCCAUCGCCGCAAGGCCGUCUUGGCUCUCUAUCGAUGGACUCGAAAGGGCACUGGACUGGCUCUAUGA
Molecule: messenger RNA, 2457 nt
Organism: Aspergillus tanneri
Lineage: Eukaryota; Fungi; Ascomycota; Eurotiomycetes; Eurotiales; Aspergillaceae
Product: Zn(II)2Cys6 transcription factor
Exons: 2
Coding region: 1-2457 (818 amino acids)
Biological process (GO): regulation of DNA-templated transcription; DNA-templated transcription
Molecular function (GO): zinc ion binding; DNA binding; DNA-binding transcription factor activity, RNA polymerase II-specific
Source: RefSeq, a predicted model, not a curated record